Messenger RNA from Scophthalmus maximus (turbot), 7473 nucleotides. It is a transcript of the gene fam135b, whose product is annotated as family with sequence similarity 135 member B. The transcript is spliced from 20 exons. Lineage: Eukaryota; Metazoa; Chordata; Actinopteri; Pleuronectiformes; Scophthalmidae. The record is from RefSeq and is a predicted model, not a curated record. Bases 189 to 4379 code for a protein of 1396 amino acids.
UGCAGAACAUACAGGGUCUGGAUGAAUAACCAUGGCAACAGCAGCAGCAGCAGGAGAAGCGGCGGUAUAAACAUUGCGUAGCGCGCAUCCAUCCGCAAACGGCGAGUCGCCGCGCAAAAGGCUGGACCCCGAGCCCCUCUGUGGAUAACACACUUCAUCAGUGCCAAGGUGAUGAGCGGGAAUGUACCAUGUCUGAAGUACAGGGAACGCUGGAGUUUUCUGUGGAGUUGCAUAAGUUUCACAAUGUGGAUCUCUUUCAAAGGGGGUUCUACCAGGUCCGAGCAGGAUUGAAGGUCUCGCCCCGGGUGCCCCACAGGUUGACAGCGACAACUCAAGGCAACACAGGAGAAUGCAGCUUCAGCUCCGCGGGGGUCUACGAUGGCACCGCGUUCAGCCGGAUAUUUCAGAUCCUCUACAGGAACGAGGAGAUGGCCGUGAAUGACUGCAUGAUCUUCAAAGUCCACCUGCUGUUGGACGGAGAAAGGGUGGAGGAAGCCAUGAGUGAGGUGGACUUUCAGUUGAAGCUGGAUCUUCAUUUCACAGAAAAUGAGCAACAGCUGGCAGAGAUACUGACUGUCCCGCUGAUCAGCAGUCGCACCCUCAGCCUCCACUUCCACCCACGCCGGGGCCUCCACCACCACGUCCCCGUCAUGUUCGACUACUUCCACCUGUCCGUCAUUUCUGUCUCCGUACACGCCUCACUGGUUGCCUUACAUCAGCCGCUAAUCAGCUUUGCACGUGCAGGGAAGGGCUCCUGGCUGGGCAAGGGCUCGCCGGAGAGCGAGAGCGACCUGUCCGCCAUGUCCGUAGAGAACCUCGUGUUCGGAGCCGGCUACUGCAAACCUGUCAUCUCGGAGGGGAGCUUUUAUGUGGCCAGUGAAAACUGCCUGCAGAGAGCUCACACGUGGCACCGGAGACUCUGUCGCCUCCUGCUGGCGGCACACAGAGGCCUGCAAACGUACCACAGCGCGCUGUUGAAGGACAUCCCGCAGCUCCAGCAGACUCCACUAGACUCUGAGGUUCUGCCUGUAGAGGAAACUCUCAGUCAGCUCACAUUAGAGUUGCAGCUGCAGGAGGGCCACGAGAAGGUAGCGGAGCAGAUCAGCAGGGACGUGAGCCAGCUCUGCUCCCAGCUGGCUGCUCUGUGGAGCCGCUUCCUGGAGGCCGCUUUGCUCAACCCCCACAUCCUCUCCUAUCUGGCCCAGGAACACCACACGCUCAGGGUCAGGAGGUUCUCGGAGGCAUACUUCUUCACUGAACACCCCAAAGAAGUAUCUCUUACCUUUCAAGAGGAACUAAUCAACAGACAUGGCCAGAUAGCUGGAGAAGUGAGAAGCUCGGACUACCUGACCAAGAUGCCUCCUUUACCGGUUGAGUGCCUGGACAUCGAUGGAGACUGGAACAGCCUGCCCAUCAUCUUUGAGGACAGAUAUGUGGACUCUCCUCAAACAGAGUGGGUAUCACAUGUGCCAAUGCCUGCAAGUACGGAGGAGUGGACCAACUCAGAUGCAGCCAUCACUUCUUCCAAAAAGAUUCUUGAAAGCAGCCAGGGAGCCAAAUCAACAGUAAUACCCUUGGAUCCCUUGGACAGUGACGACUGCAUGGACCUGCCCACAUAUGUCUCCUUUAUAGCAGAGCAGAGUAAGACAUGCACCAACAUUAGGAGUAUCCAGAGACCCAUUCCUCCUGAAGACAGAGCCGAACACCCCCAAGCAGGGGCAGAAAACUCGAAGAAACCAGGGGGAAAACAAGGCCAGGUGGAGAAGAACCGUGGUUUGGGUCUGCGGUACAUCACAGUGAAGCCUUGUGAUGAUCCAUAUAGAGGUGAAGCAGUCCUGGUUCACACCUUAAACAACCCACUCCCUGUCUUCACUGACAGCAGCGAGGAGUCUCCAGCUCACCGUGACACAGAAAACACCGUCCAACUUUCUGCUGCCACAAAUGACAGCAAUGCAAGAGAGGACGAAAACCAUGAAGAGGAGUCUGACAUUGCAAUGCCAUUGAAUCACUCCAAUGAUGGCGAGGGUGAGGAUACUUCUCUCAUUAGCCUACCCACUGCCUUUGUGCAUCCAGUUACGUCUCCCUGCGCUGGUGAUCUCAGAAAAGACGUGACUCACCGUGGAGGCCUGGCCGCCUCCAAAAUCAUGAAGCGUUCGUCGUCCGUUAUUUCCGACUCAGGUAUUGAGAGUGACCCCAGCUCGGUAGCGUGGCCUGUGGAGGCAACACUUCGUAGGCGACCUCCGCUUGACUUCUCCAGCGAACGGGAGCUCCCACAGCAAAUAGUCCGUCGCCGCCCAGUCCACCGCAGCUCUCUGGAAGGCCUGCAGAUGGAGAGUAACGGCAGCCUUCCAAGUGCUGGGAUACAGGCCUCACUCACCUCCAUUAGCUCCCUGCCUUAUGAGGAGGACCAGCAACAGAGGCAGCUCAGCAAACUGACCAAGUCAGUCUCAGCACCGCAGAUAAGUAGUCCAGAGGACACAGAGGAGGACCAUGUGCUGCCCAACCAGGAAGCAAAUACUAAGAACUUAAUGCAACAACAGGAUUCAUGUAAGAUCAACUGCUCCUCCUUGAUCAGCAACCUAGAUUCAGAGCAAUCUGUAUCAUCUCUAUUAGACAGUUCAGUUACAAAUCUUGGCAACAUUCUCAAGGAGAGUAUUAGCUCAGUUAAGUCAAGCGCAGAGACAUACAGACCUAAGACUGUGUUAAGUGGUGUGUCUGAAGUGUUGCAUCUACAAGAGUCCGUGGAAAGCCCUCAUGCGAAGGAAAGUGCUGUUAUUGGCAGCUACGGGGAGUAUAUAAAUCAUCAAGCACACAUCAGUGGAGUAAGCACCUCAGCGGAGGAUGUGCAUCUCAUUGAAUCAGAAGCAGUGCCCUGUAGCUGUGGAAACAAACCAUGUUCGCAUGAAAGUGCCGCGGAUCAAGAGAGAAUUAACGCGGGAGAUGAGUGCCACGGUUUCCAUCGGACCAAAGUAAUUGCUGUUGAGGACCAGGAGGGCCUGGAUUCCACCGGAGCACCUCUCGAGCCUUCGAGACUUCAAUACUCCGACAACCUCUCCAACGGCACCACCACCACACGGAGGCCCAGCGACCUCACAGGGCUGACAGCCAGCGAUAUCAUGUCAUCGUUUGACCGCAAUGGGAUGUCAUCAAGUGAGAAAGCGCCUUUAGACUGCCAGACGAAGUCCACUAAUAUCCCCAACUCGGGUUUGGCCUUUAUGAACAAGAAAAUGACGGAGGUGGUGAACAUGUCAGUGUCCUGUGCCCCGACCUGUCUGCCAUUUUCUUCUGUUCUGAGAGACUCGCCAUCCAUCAGUGGGAUGUCCACUCGCCAGACUACCUCACCUAUCACCCAUCAGCCCCUAGGCUCCUUUGGUAUCAUCUCCUCAUCUUCACUCAACCCCCUUAACAUGGAUGAUGAGACCAACGAACGCAUGCUCAAAUUCUACAAGGCUAAAGAGGAGCUGUUCCAAGAGUUGUGUUUUCAGGCCAACUUGUACAGCGACCUUCCUCUCUUGGCGUCAGACCUGCCCUACUUCCCCCCGGAGGAGGACGAUGAGGAGUUUGAUGACGGCAUACACCUCGUAGUGUGUGUCCAUGGGCUUGAUGGAAACAGUGCAGACCUUCGGCUGGUUAAGACCUUUAUCGAGUUGGGGCUGCCGGGGUCCAGGCUCGACUUCCUCAUGUCCGAGAGGAACCAGACUGACACGUUUGCAGAUUUCGACACCAUGACAGACAGGUUGCUGGAUGAGAUCAUCCAGCACAUCCAGCUCUACAAUCUCACCGUAGGCAGGAUAAGUUUCAUCGGCCACUCUCUGGGGAACGUCAUCAUCCGCUCUGUGCUGACGAGGCCUCGGUUCCGCUGCUACUUGCCCAAACUGCACACUUUCCUCUCGCUGUCGGGCCCCCACCUGGGAACGCUGUACAACAACAGCACACUGGUCAGCACAGGGCUGUGGUUGAUGCAGAAGCUGAAGAAAUCGGGAUCCUUGCUGCAGCUCACCUUCAGAGAUCACGUGGAUCCACGGAAAACGUUCCUCUAUCUCCUGAGUCAGAAACCAGGGCUCCAGUUCUUCAAGAACGUGGUGUUGGUGGCAUCUCCACAGGACCGUUAUGUGCCGUUCCACUCCGCAAGAAUAGAGAUGUGCAAAACUGCUCUCAAAGAUAGAACCACAGGACCCGUGUACACUGAAAUGAUCAACAACCUGCUGCAGCCACUCAUGGAGGCCAAAGAGUGCCGGCUGAUCCGCCAGAAUGUGUUCCAUGCCCUGCCCAACACGGCCAACACCCUGAUUGGCCGCGCGGCCCACAUCGCCGUCUUGGACUCCGAGCUGUUCCUGGAGAAGUUCUUCUUAGUGGCGGGGCUCAACUACUUCAAAUGAAGGUGCUACUGCCGCAGGCGGACAGGUCAAAACCCGUUGGUGACUGGCAGAGCUGAUUUGGUGGGAGGGGGGGGGGGGGGUCCUUACCUUCGCCUUGUACAGUGUAUUUAAUGUAUAUAAUCCCAGGCAUCCAGGAGGCAAGACCUGUUUAUGUCAUUGGUUGGGAUUGAUAGAAGGUCAUCGUGCAUUGUGACUGUUUCAAUUGCUAACUCGUCCGAUUUUGACGCGUAAGCCAUGCAAAACAAGAAAUGCGACACCUUAACGCAGGGCCGUUCCAUUGGCCUCUUGAACAACCUCUCAGCCAGAACUCUAACCGAUGCGACUUGCAGCAUUUAUCUACUUACAUUUUAGGGGUUGGUUGUAAGGGGUUACACGGAUGAUAGUUUUACACUGUCCCUUAGACCUGGGGCAACCGAUGCACGGCAUUUAUCCUCUUGAUUGUACAUGGUUUUUGUUGUACAAAAAACAUGAACGGUCCUUUAUACAGAAAUGAGUAUAUUGUUUAAAAAUUAUUUAUUUUUUAUCUGCUCAUGUAUCUAGUGUAAGUAGUUCCUCUAAAUGUGAUAUUUUGUGUUGUCGUCCUCGAAUCCAUCAUGAGAAAAUCUGAAAAUGAGUGUUUAUACGAUGUUAUACUAUGUAGCCUAUGAUUCAGUAUAUUGUAAAAUAAUCAACUUUUCCAUACAUUUACUGUUCCUUUUCGUUUUCCUUUUGUUUAACUGCGGUUUAAACCCAACUCAUCGACCACGAUCAGCUAAGCGUUGAGCUGCAGCACCAUGAGCAUUACAGUAUCAUUGAUACCAAUGGCUCCAAUAUCCAAUAUCAUUGAUACACAGCUGCUAUGUUGGCCUUAUUGUUGAACUGAUUUUGCACUGACUGACUGGAAAGGCCGAUUGAUUAGGGUCCAUGAAUUCAAUUGAUCGUUUGCCACGGCCCCGUCCUCCUUGACUCCCGUUGCUGCACCUGUCAGGCUUUGCAGAAUGGCCUGAAGAAUCGUUUUUUUUGUAUUGUAAGUAAUGUAACCUAGUUAAUUAAAGACGUGUCCCUUGACCUUUAAAGUAACAGAAUGCUGUGUAGCGAUUAUGUGUAGAACACACAAUACUUUGCAUAAACCGUCUUGACAGAAGUAAAUCUACAACUUUAGGAUGUAAAUUAGGAUCUGAAAUUAGGAUAUCCCAAUUGAGAUAAACAACUACUUCCCAUUUUUGUCCUUCAUUCAUGUGACAGGGAAGCAGAAAACCGGGCUUAAUCAUGUAAUCAACAGCAAAUGUACUGUACACAUAAUGUACAGUGUAUUUGCACAUUAUCCACUGCUAUAUAGUGCAAUCUCACGGUCUAAUGGCCAUCACAGUCUCAACGAACCAUAUCCAAUUGUAGAAAAAUCCUCUACACAACGUUGGAUGGAUUGUAUAAGGCACUCUGAAAUGUAUCAUUAUUUAUCAAACGUCGUGAAUCAGGGUGAUAUUACUUUUGGAAAGCUGGAUUAUUUCGCAUAAACACCGACCCACUGCCAAGACUUUUUUCUUACGCACUGUCAUUUUCUAUAAACUUAAGUUCGGUACGAUGCAUGACGGGAGCGGGCGGAGCGCCGUCGUAGCAGACCCUGCCUCAUGUUGUUCGACAUGUAUGAUGCCAAAUGUUGCUCGUCUCAUCGGCUGAAGCAAAUUUCCUUUUUUUUUUGCCUCCAUCCACCACCUUUGCUGUCACCUUCCAAGCGUGACGGGAGACGUGGUUGUCCAGCGUACGGUUGAGGAGCGUUUCCUCAUCACUGUGCUGUCCAUCAAAUGAUGCCUACAUUCCGGCAUCAGAGAACUGUUAUCGUGAACGUCUCGCAUCCAGCGGUGGCUGUGCGUUGGCUGUGCAUGUGCAGUCGUGUACAUAGCGAGAGCUAUAUUUAACCUUUGCACUGGUUCGACGGCAAGUGCACUUUAUUGACAACCUUGUGUCGACCUCCACCAGCUUUACAAAGUCAAAAGAGCAUUUUUUUCCUUCUUUUUCUCAAGUUUUAUACGUGCCCUAUUCUUUUCUUUUCCUUGCAUCUGAAGGUUGCGUCGCGUACCCGUCGUAAGAGCUGACCUCGGCUGUCCGUCUCAGGCCAUUCGAGCAUUGUGUCGUCCUCAAAGUGUGCUGUCUCGGAGAACAAGUGCUCUUUUUUCUGCGUAGAAGCUGUGGCGCCGCAUGGUAAACAGGGUGUCACCGUGAUUGACUCUAAUCAAAUGGGCCCCCGUAGGACGGCGAGAUCGUUUCCCCCAAAAGACACAAAGCAAAGCUGCAUAAGCAUCACGCGUCAUUCGUCAACACACAAACACACACAGACUCGCACAUCCCACCCAUAACACAGAAACACACACACACACACACACACACACGCUGUAUGUGGAUGAGGCUUUAGAUUGUUUGCCUCUCCUGCAAAUGUGCAUUUAGGGCCAUUUGUGUGUUUACCGAGAGGGGUCAGGAGGAAUCGAUGGAGGGAAAAACGUGUUUGGGGUAUUGGGACGGGCAAAUGCAGGUUCUGAGUUGUUCCACGAGAUGGACGUCUGUCCUGUUUCCUUUUUUUUUUAAUGACUGAAUAUGUCUCCGAGCGUGUUAGGUGUUCUAUCAAUGCUGGUGUCAUAAGAGUGAAGUCAGACUUGAUCCGUGUGAACAGUAGAUCCUUGCAAGUGCUGUCAACCUUCAAAAGUAGCUGACUUGAACCUUUUUGUAUUUGAUUGCCCUUUACUGCGCGUUUAUUUGUAGUCUGUGUGUGUGUGUGUGCAUGCGUGCGUGCGUGUGUGUGUGUGUGUGGUUGUCGGAGAACAGUGUGUGAAAUGUGAAUGGAAGUCGAUGUGUCAUCAUAGUCUGCUCGUCGGCCUCGUGUUUGAACUGAAUGUAAAAAAAUAGAACGACUUUUGACUUCACUGUGAGGAACGUGUGUUUGUGUCAUUCUCCAGUUGUUUUGCUGAAUGUAUACCAUGUACAGUAAAUACUACUUCAUCUGUGCCAAUACUAAUAUUUUUCUAUGUCGCUGACUGUACUGUACGUACUCCUUACUAGCUUGUGUUCCAUGUAAAAUUAUAAAUACAAAUAUAUGUAUAUGGCAUAGCAUUAUUAUAACAGA